Messenger RNA from Colletotrichum karsti, 870 nucleotides. Its product is annotated as alphan-acetylglucosamine transferase. NCBI's taxonomy places the organism in Eukaryota, Fungi, Ascomycota, Sordariomycetes, Glomerellales, Glomerellaceae. The coding region runs from base 1 to 870 and encodes 289 amino acids. The transcript is spliced from 3 exons. The record is from RefSeq and is a predicted model, not a curated record. Gene Ontology annotation, molecular function: glycosyltransferase activity.
AUGUUCUUUGAGAGAUUACAACAUGUUCAGAGCAAUGCGGACCGCGUCAUGAUGUACCCUUCCAGUAUGCUUUUUGAUCCUGAGGCUCAAGAAGGAAUCUCCGAUGACGCGAAACUCCUCAUACUGGCCCGGGACAAAUACAACAUCAAACUGACACCGAUCACUAUCCAACACCGACAAGGCUCCGAUCCAACAUGGGCGGACUCCUUCACAAAGCUCCUUGCAUUCAACCAGACAGACUACGAACGUGUACUCAUGCUCGACUCCGACUCCACCCUCCUUCAAAACGUAGAUGAACUCUUCCUGCUCCCGCCCUCCCCGGUAGCCCUUCCGCGGGCGUACUGGCUGUUCCCAGACGAAUCAACCCUGUCUUCACAAAUCAUGCUCAUCCAGCCGAGCGAGGCCGAGUUCUCCCGUGUCAAAUCGAAGAUCGGCAGCGCCGGGGAGAACGACUACGAUAUGGAACUCGUCAACCAGAUGUACAAGGACAGUGCGAUGAUCCUACCACACAGGCCCUACGACUUGUUGACGGGCGCCUUCUGCGAUGAUUCCGAUCGCCAUCGCUGGUAUCUCGGCAACGACUACGAGGUCUGGGAUCCGGUAGUCGUCUACAACGAGGCGAAGAUGGUGCAUUUCUCGGACUGGCCGAUGCCCAAGCCGUGGCUGGAUGCACCAGAUAAUAUUGUUCGGGAACGCGAGCCAAAAUGCGUGAUGAAAGAAGAAGUUGAGGACUGCUCUGCCAGAGAUAUCUGGCACGGCAUCUACAGGGACUUCAAGGAACGUCGAAAGCGGGUUUGCGACACAAGUCCCCAAGAGAGGCCCGAGGCUAAUGCCGGCCACCAAGACCGACGGAGGAGGCGUAGACCAUGA